AUGGUUGUAAUAGUAACCAUCACUUUUAAAAUGGGUGGACGGGGCUCAGCCCCUUCCCCAAACUUUGAAGAAGAUCUGAAGACUCUCCUCUCUCACAAAAACCUUCGGAUUGAUCUACACAACGCCUCCUUCUACAUAGAAUCUUAUGAAACUAAGCGAACUUUAAUUUUCGAAACUAAAUCUGACUUGGAAAAGGAGCAUUUCGGAAUGUUGUACUUGAUCCUUGGAAGUGUAGGGGUGUCACUUCUAUGCACUGUAUUUGCGGGAAUAUUUUUCGUCAUCUACAAGCGCUACCAGUUGAAGAGGGCCAGGUUUAAUGUCGAAGCGUCAGAUAAAAGAUUGUCUCAGUCCCCGAGAAGUCUUCACCACAAAAUGGAAAUGGACCACACUGUCAGGUUCUCCGAUACCCUCACCUACAGCGUUAACAUAUAUAAAAGCUGCAGUGACCUGAGGUCCCCGGAUUUUUACGACCAGUAUGGCUCCAUAGACUCAAAAACCAACAGUCCCAAAGCUUUAACCAACGCGAAAGUGAAGGAGAAGAAAAAUCUAAGCAACUGGGGUUCGAAUAGCUUUAAAGGUAACCACCAGGAUACGUGGUUGGGGAACGCAAGUAUCUCUGGCGAAGAGAUCAACACACUCACAAAUGUCAAUACUAUAAACUCCUUCAAGAACGACACAACAGAGCAAGAGGAAGAGUGUUUGAACCCUCUGUUCAGGGAGAAUCAAUACAUUCCCAGACUGGGAAAGUCAACAAUACGGGAAGAAAACAUUCCUGUUCCUUCGUCGUGCCCACCCACUCCGGCUAUUACAAAUGAUGUUUUGAGGAGAAUGGAUGACCUCAUCUCCAAGCCUUUCUCAAGCAGCAUCCCUAACAUCAGUACCAAACCCCGCGCUAACUUGGACUGCACAUGCUCCACUAUACCCUCAACUCCAUUCACUAAUAAAACCGCCGCCGCCACCACUGCUACUGUCAACUCAGAUGUCUCUUCACCUUCCUACACCACCACUACAACUUCCUCCAACACUGCUAGCCAGAGAGUCGCACCAAGAACUGCGACCUCUGCAGAGAACCUCUGCCUCACACGUAUAACCUUCCUGGAUCUUCGUGUCUGGUCGCGACUCGCCAAGGCUCUACCGUACCGUCCGCUGGUUCAACCCACUGGGAAGCAGAAGCCGGCCUAGAUGGAGGUCAGCGAGACUGACCAGUUAUGCCAUGGGGUCAAGGAUUCAUGACCCUAUACAGUAUUUACACCUCACAGAUUAGGUGUUAAUUUUUCAUGCUUUCUCGCAAUUAAGAUAACUUGGUUUUUUGUACCACUUAGACGCAAUGCUUAGACAUAAAAAUGCACAGUAUUUUACUUACAGGUGAUUUAUUAUUGUGCCCACCGUGUAUGUACUAAACUCCAUUUGCAUAAAGUGCAAUAUUUUUAACAUUUUUUUAAUUCCCCAUUCCUUAUUAGAGGGACGUGCUAGUUAUACUGCAUAUCGGGACAUGUUACAAAUAUGGUUCGUUCCACAACUACGGGAGAUAGAUCAAUAAUCAACAGAAAGAUGUACCUACACCUGGAGACCUGGAGUUUACCUGGAGAGAGUACCGGGGGUCAACGCCCCCGCGGCCCGGUCCGUGACCAGGCCUACACAUUAGUUAUAUUUCUGGGUUCGAAAAUAUCUUAGUUAUCCAUGUAGUGGACGAUGGCCUAGUCGAGUCUCGUACAUGUCCCUCGAAGUCCUGACCUGACAUGCAAUAAUUCACUCUAGAAUCUGGUGAAGGAGCAAGAUUUUUCCCAACUACGGUUAAUUCAUGUGGAGGGCUUAAACGCAGUUAUCGGCGAUUAUUUUAUAACACUCAACUUUCAGUCCCCUUACCUGGAGUUUGUGCUUCGAUGCACUGAAUUUAAGCUACUCUCUUCUUUCUUGGAUCGGGCAUUAUUGCCUCUCAUUUCCACAGGUGCUUUAUGACCCAUACUGAUUUAGCGCUUCUCCCAAUGAAUAUAAUCAUCGCUCAAUGCAGUUGAAGCAGUUCGGUUAGACCCUCAUUCUAUGCACACAUGUGCUGUAAAUUCUCUCUAAAGAGACUGUGUAUCCGCCAUCCAAACUCGGUGUUGACAAGCCAUGGUUUGCAGUGUGGCAACGCCAUGGUUUGCAGUUUGGACAAGCUGCUGGCUUUCAGUAUGGCAGAUCACUGCUAACAGGCCGCAUGCGACUCGUUUGCUCUUUCAGUGUAACUCAGAUACAAUAUUCUGAAGAGAAAAUAAACCUAUAUAUAAUUUCGCUAGCUUCAGUGAAUGAGUAAACCAGCCGUGAUGAGUAAAAUACUUCGAGUGUAAACUGCCACUCAGACUUCCUACAUUAAUUAUCUAGCAAUAAAACCUACUGCAUUAUCUACCACUUGGACCUGCUGCAUCAUCUAUCAGAGGGGCCCCAGACGAAGGACUUCCUUUAUAACAAAACGUAAUAAAAAAAUUGUUUAAUUAAUAAAAGAAAUUAACGAAUAAAGUGUGUGUGGGGGCAUCAGAAAAUAGAAAGGUUCCCCCCCCCCGCCAUCCUUACUCCCUAUGAAUAGCUUAACUAUUUCUGGUUAGCGUCAGUUUAGAGGUAAAUGACCUGACAGGUUCAGUGUAAUAGUCAACUGAUACAGAGAUUAAAAAAAAAAUGAGGCUAAGAACUUAUCAGGGUUUACCCUCAAGACUUCAGUAGUGUGUUUGUUGAGGAAAUUGUCCAGUUUGCAGCCUUUGCCAAGCUCAGGUCAUGUCUCACUCCAUCUCAACAGGCAGUUUUACUACAUGAUGAAGGGCUUACUGAUACCUUUCCAGGUAUCAAUGUAGCCCUUAGAAUAUAUUUGAGCAUGAUGGUCACUAGUUGUGUGAGAGAAAGGUCGUUCAGCAAACUGGCACUGAUAAAAAAUUAUCUGAGGACGACAAUGACCCACGAAAGACUAAGUGAUCUAUGCCUAUUGGAUGUUGAGAGCGGUGUCCUCAAGAUACAGUUUGAUGAGCGAAAGAUUUGUCAGAUGCUGAGUGUAGAAAGAAAGAGUUUUUUGCAGAUAUUAUUAUUAUUAAAGAUUCGCCGGUAUUCUCAAGGCCCGGGUCUUUUCCAAGUGGUGGCCCGGCCUUGGCUCUCUGUCUUGGGAGUGUCUGAGACCGAAGUCUCCCAUGGGAGGAGGCACAAGUGCCUCAUCUUUGGGACUAAACUGUCCCCAGUCCUAGCCACAAGCUAGGCCCCUCUGGUCUGCCAUCCCCGCCCCAAGGGGACUAAUGGAAUGACAGUCUUGUGAGCUGAGAGCUCGGGCUCAGGCACCUACCCUACCCUAAAAGGGCUGGGCAUGGUGUCGAUUUUUUUUUGCAGAUAUUGCAGUGUGAUUAUGUGAUGCAUAAAUGUGAUGUAUGGUUUGCUAAUUCCAAUUACUUAUGUAAUGCUUGAUUUGUAAAUUUGGUGAUUUGCUGCAGACUGGAAAGAUUAUGCAAGAAAUUUACUUAUCCCAAUCUUCAAAAGUGUAAUUAUGUAUUAGGGUAAAUA
Molecule: messenger RNA, 3516 nt
Organism: Cherax quadricarinatus
Lineage: Eukaryota; Metazoa; Arthropoda; Malacostraca; Decapoda; Parastacidae
Source: RefSeq, a predicted model, not a curated record